AAUUUGCUUUUCUGUUCAGGUCCUGCCGGGUUAUUAAGAGUUUAAGACUGAGCUGACUGCAGUGAACUAAAGGGUGUGUGUGUGUGUGUGUGAGAGAGAGAGAGAGAGAGAGAGAGAGAGAGAGAGUUUAUGCUUCAAAAUCAGAAUCGAUGGAGGUGUCAAGUUGCACAACAAAUGGUGCAAUUCUACUUUUCAACUCUCUGAAUCCUUUUCAAACUCCCCGAAAUUCCUACUUAUUUAGCACUUCAGAAAAGAGAGAUUAAAUUUUUUUUUUUAAAGAGCUGCUGGCCUCACAUGAGCUCACAAGUACUAAAUGACCCACAAACACAAACCCAAAACUCAAAGGCCACCCCCACCUCCCAUAAGUACACCCAUCUAUCUUUCUGCAAAAAUCAAAGAGAAAACAAGAGAAAGAAAAGAUCAUCAAAAUUGCCAUGGAUGAGUUGAAAUGUUUAAGGGGUUGGUCUUGAUUAAUUAGCUGGCUAUGAUGAGAUUCAGAUGGUGAAGCAAGGAGGAGGAGAAGGAGGAGUGAUAAUGGCUUCAAGAUGCCAAGACUGUGGGAACCAAGCAAAGAAGGAGUGUGUGUACAUGAGAUGCAGGACUUGCUGUAAGAGCAAAGGGUUUCACUGCCAAACCCACGUCAAAAGCACUUGGGUUCCUGUCUACAGAAGACGCCACCAGCAGCUUCCUGCAGCAGCUAUUCUUUCUCAACAGCACGUUCAGCUUCAUCAUGAACAAGGACAUCACCACCAAAACCCUAAGAGGCCAGCUGAACACCUGACCAAUCCGUCUUCCUCAACAAGGCUAGAUCAAGAGGUGAAUUUUCCAGCUGAAGUGAAUUCCAUGGCAACUUUUAAGUGUGUUCGAGUGAGCUCAGUGGAAGACAUGGUUGAUCAGCACGCUUAUCAGACGAGCGUGGUGAUCGGAGGGCAUGUAUUUAAGGGAAUUCUCUAUGAUCAAGGUCCUGAUCAUCAUCAUCAAAAUUGUUACACUACUGUAGGCCAAAGCUCCAGCUCCCAUCAUUUAUUGUUAAAUAAGAAAACUAGUAAUUUUAUUAAUGCUGCUGAAAAUACUGCUUCCACUUCAUCAGCUCCUGAUCCUGCAGAUCAAGUACCACAUCAUCACCCUUCUUCAUACCCAUUGAUUCCCUUUAAUGCUUUCAUGCCUGGUACGCAAUUUUUCAUUAACCCAAAAUGAGUCUUAAUUAGGCUCUCUCUCUCUCUCUCUCUCUCUCUCUCUCUCUCUCUCUCUCUCUGUAAUUUGUUCUUGUGACUAAAAAAAUAAGGAAACAUAUAAUUAAUGUAAUAAUUCUGAAUAGUUUUCUUAUGAUCUUAACCAUUUUUAGUAAUAUGUUCAGCUAAUUAUUGGAGUGUAAAUAAUUAAAGAGACUCGUGAUCAGAUCCCUUUCUCUUUAAAGCAAGAUACAUAGUUUCUGUUCUUGUACAUUUAAACCACAUGUAGUACUCCAAAAAUGAGAAAGAUAUAUAAAUUCAGAAAGAAGAAGAAGAAGCUAGAUGAGCUUUAGUUAACUACUUCUGCUUUGUUCAAAUUUCAAUGCCUAAAUUAUGUGAUAUAUUCUCUGUGAAAUGUUGUGUGUACAGCAGGGUUUGCAAUUUGUCUUCUUGUAUAUUUGUUUAUGGUUAAUUCUCAUCUUCAAGGUUAAUCUACCAGAUUAUUUUAUGAACUUCGAAACCACUUUUCUCCAGCAUUUCCGUUUCUUUGCCGGCUAGGAGCAAUGUCUGGACAAAAUUUACAAAGAUUGCAAGCUUGUUUUCUUUAUCAUAUAAUUUCAAGUACUAUCCAUGUGCAUCAAAAUAUAAAAUUACAACCAAAAUGUCCAAGAAAAUAUACACAUGUAGAGACACAAUCACAGAGCAUGAAUCAUGACUCAUAUAGAUUUGAGGAAUUG
Molecule: messenger RNA, 1909 nt
Organism: Prunus avium (sweet cherry)
Lineage: Eukaryota; Viridiplantae; Streptophyta; Magnoliopsida; Rosales; Rosaceae
Gene: SRS3
Product: SHI-related sequence3
Biological process (GO): positive regulation of DNA-templated transcription
Cellular component (GO): nucleus
Molecular function (GO): DNA-binding transcription factor activity; DNA binding
Source: RefSeq, a predicted model, not a curated record